Molecule: messenger RNA, 495 nt
Organism: Symbiodinium pilosum
Lineage: Eukaryota; Dinophyceae; Suessiales; Symbiodiniaceae
Source: the annotation of a GenBank genome assembly
AUGGCUGGGGCUAGCAGUUCAUUCAAUCCGAAGAGUUUCGAAUGGUUGGUGGAAGUGCCUAUUGAUUGGGAGCAGUGUCGGCACUUCCGCGCUCGAAGCUUGCGCGGCCGUAGUUUGUUACAGGGGGUAUUCCUGCCAAGUGAUGCGAAGAAGGAAGUGAUUGUCUCUAGCCUGGAGUGCUGCCAAUUGAAUGCGGAAGUGCUGAGCACUGUACUGCGGCUUAUGGGAGACAAUGCCUGCAUUUUCGUUCCACCCAUGCCAUUGCUUUCAGCUGUGACUCUUGAAUUUCAUAGUCAUUCUGGAUUUCCCUGUGCUGACUCCCUUGCAAGCACGGCCUACUCCGACAGCAAGGGCCUGAAACGCAUGCUGAGUCUUUUGCGGCGAAAGUGGAGGCGUGAGGAAUACCCCAGGGAUGCUUCGCUGAAACGCCUUGUCAAGGAGUUUGAUCGGGCCUACGAGAAUCUGACAAGCGAACCUUCGUCUUCAUUAAUAUAG